AUGAGUACAGUAUGAAUUUAAAAAAGCUUUUCUUUUUUGGAAAUAGAAUUGUAGCAUGUAUGUGUAUGUGUAGUUUACUACAUAUGCAUUGACAAGCAUUUACGUUGAUUGGAUUGUCCCGUCGCCGGCACAACUACGUUAAUCAUUAAAACAUUAUCUAUACAAAAAUAUAAUUCCGUAUUGAGAACGUUGUAAACUGUAAUAUCGAUAUGCAGAUAAAACAAAAAAUUUAAUGUUGAUUAGAAUUAUCUUAUAUAAUAGUAGAUAACAAUCGUGUAUUUAAUGAACGCCGUUUUAAAAUAAUUCGUUUAUACUUUUGUUUGUGCUUUGGACUUGUACGCGAUCUACAUCACGUGUAACCGAGAAAUACACGAAUAUACCCGAAGAAAAGCGAAACAAGACGAACGUUUCUCAGUGGUUCCGCUAUCACAAAAUGUUUUUGCAAUUCAAUAUGAUGCGAAUACAUGUUCCGUUUUGAUCGUUACUUCUUAUUGUAUAACGGUAUUAAAUAUUCAUCAAUUUUUUUUUGGUGACACAGUUUUUUGCUAUGUCAAAACAUAGAUAAAAAAAAUUAACUCCGAAAUUAACACCAAAUUGAUAAAAUAAUGUACACUGACGCGGAAUCUCCAAGCAAUGUAUCAGAUUCUCCUCCAUCGGUAAGCCCUCUGUCCUCUUGCAUUGUAUUGCAACGAGAAAAAAUAAUAUAUCAGCCCCCUAGUGCUCCUACAUCGCCACUGUCUUCCUUAUCGUCGCCUGUAACUCAUCUAAAUCUUUCAUCGCCCGAAGACUGUACACAAGAUCCUAACUGGCAAGCAACAAAGACUACAGUUCGAGAACGUAAUGCUGCUAUGUUCAAUAACCAUCUCAUGGCAGAUAUUAUUUUUAUUGUUGGUAGUCCAGGUCAUACACAAACAAUACCAGCGCACAAGUAUGUCUUAGCUACUGGAAGUUCCGUAUUUUAUGCCAUGUUUUACGGUGGACUAGCAGAAAAUAAACAAGAUAUAGAAGUGCCAGAUGUAGAGCCAGCAGCUUUCCUUGCUCUGUUAAGAUAUAUGUAUUGCGACGAAGUACAAUUAGAAGCUGACACAGUUUUAGCAACACUUUACGUUGCUAAAAAGUAUAUAGUUCCACACUUAGCACGUGCGUGCGUCAAUUAUUUGGAAACAAGUUUGACCGCAAAGAAUGCUUGUUUACUUUUAAGCCAAUCUCGACUAUUUGAAGAACCAGACCUCAUGCAACGAUGCUGGGAAGUUAUAGAUGCUCAAGCAGAAAUGGCACUAAGAUCCGACGGUUUCGUAGACAUUGACAUUCAUACGCUUGAAUCUGUCUUAUCUCGAGAAACAUUAAAUUGUAAAGAGAUUCAUGUCUGGGAUGCUGCAUUAAGAUGGGCUUCUGCUGAAUGUUUAAGACAAGAUCUCGAGCCCACAUCCGCGAAUCAACGACAAUUAUUAGGAUCUGCCUUGUAUCUAAUUCGACUUCCAGCUAUGAAUUUAGAGGAAUUUGCUAAUAGUGCUGCACAAACUGGCAUAUUAACGCAACAAGAAACAAUAGACGUUUUUCUACAUUUUACUGCAAGUAACAGACCGAUGCUGUGCUUUCCCACAAAAGCACGACAAGGAUUAAAAACUCAGGUUUGUCAUAGAUUCCAAUCGUGCGCUUAUAGAUCCAAUCAGUGGCGCUACAGAGGAAGAUGUGAUUCGAUCCAGUUCAGUGUUGACAAAAGAAUUUUUGUGGUUGGUUUUGGAUUAUAUGGAAGCUCUACUGGUGCUGCGGACUAUAAUGUUAGAAUAGAACUUAAAAGACUGGGCUGUGUCUUGUCAGAAAAUAGUACAAAAUUUUUUUCUGAUGGAUCAAGCAGUACAUUUCACGUGUAUUUUGAAAAUCCUAUACAAAUAGAACCAGAGUGCUUUUAUACGGCAAGUGCAAUACUUGAUGGCGUAGAAUUAAGUUAUUUUGGUCAAGAAGGUAUGACCGAGGCUACAGUUGGUAGCGUAAACUUUCAAUUUCAAUGCAGUUCUGAAAGUACUAAUGGUACAGGUGUUCAAGGUGGACAGAUACCUGAAUUAAUUUUUUAUGGCCCACCAUCAGAUGAUUGAUGUAAAUUUACGAUGUAAUUAACACUUCGAUCGAAGUGUUUUUUUUUUGUUGUUGUUGUUUUUUCGAAAACAAACAAAUAUUUUGCGGCUAUUUGGUGGCUAUUGUUUUAAAAAAGAAAUGAAAGAAAUAACUUGCACAUUUUGUCGACCUGUUAAACGAGAUAAGUUCAGUUUGGUAGAGUAAAGCUCUCUAUUGUGUGGGAAUUCGCACAUGAUAUGUAUGUAUGUAUAUUCUAUUAUGAAAAUAGUUUAGUACACAGAUCUUGUAUUAAAGUAUGCCCACCCGGUAGAAUAUUUUACUCUACUCUAGAAGAAUAUUUUGCAGUAAAGAAACUAUUGCAAAUCCUAUGAUUAUCGCCACUCUGGAGAGUUUAAUAAAUAAGCAAAUAUGACAGAUGCACUUUAAUCU
Messenger RNA from Polistes dominula (European paper wasp), 2505 nucleotides. It is a transcript of the gene lute, whose product is annotated as BTB/POZ domain containing protein 3 lute. Gene Ontology annotation, molecular function: protein binding. Gene Ontology annotation, biological process: neurogenesis. Gene Ontology annotation, cellular component: cytosol. Lineage: Eukaryota; Metazoa; Arthropoda; Insecta; Hymenoptera; Vespidae. The record is from RefSeq and is a predicted model, not a curated record.